Molecule: messenger RNA, 959 nt
Organism: Paramecium pentaurelia
Lineage: Eukaryota; Ciliophora; Oligohymenophorea; Peniculida; Parameciidae
Source: the annotation of a GenBank genome assembly
AUGCAGCAUAAAUAGAUAAAAACAACUACAUCAUAAAAUAUAAGGUAAAAGCUAGGUCUAAAAGACACUUUAACAAAUAUUAAUUAAAUCUACAGUCAACCUCAUUCAUCAAAAGGAACAGAAAUCAGAAAAAAGGAAGUAAAUUCUUAUUUAUUUAGAAUGUAUAAGAUUGCAAUACUAUGAAGAAUAAAUUAUUUAACAUGUUGGGAUCAAAUUAUAAUUCAAAUAAAGCAUUCUCCAUAUCCCCUACUAAUUCCCUUAAACAGAACUAUUUUGUUUCGACAUCAACUCAAUAGAAUUCAAAAUAACUUCUACAAAAACAAAAUCACACUCUUGAUUGCCAUACUUCAGUUGUUUAAAAUCUAAUAGGAAAUUCAGUUAAGAAUGUAUAGUCAUAACCAUCAAUGAAUUUAUUUGAAAAAUAUACCACCUUCUUAGAGAAUCAAAAUUUUGAAAACCCUAAACCUUCAGUUAAUCAAGCAAAAAAAGUUGGAAUUGCUAAACCUAAUUCUUCUCAAUCUAGAAAUCAUAAAACUGAUAGAACUUCAUUAAUUGCAUUAUUUGAGAAAUUGCAUGAAAAAGAUAGUUCUAAUAAACAUCGUAAAUAAACAUCUUAAAAUUCUAAUUAUGUUUUUAAUACCUAAAAAUAAUAACCAUAAGAAUGUUUUUACACAGAAUUAAAGUUUCGACAAAAAAUUAAAGGAUCAUUAUCCAAUAAUUCCUCUGGUUAACUUUGUUCUCAUCUUAAUCCUAAUUCUUCAUCAACCUAAAUAUAACAAAACCAGUAAAAUAACAUAGAUGAUAAUUUACAAUCAUUAGCUGAAAGAAUGUCAUAAAUUUUAAAUAAUUAUCAUUAAAAAUUGAAACAAGUGGACUUUGAAAAAGAAGUGUUAAUAUAAGAAAUUCAAUAUUGGAAAUCUAAAUAUUAAAAAUGUUAAUAAAAAUCAUCAAUUUCUUGA